UUAUAUAUUCACAAGGGAGUAGAGCGGUUUCCAUAGAGAGGGACCAUCACAGCCCGCCGAGGAGCAGGACCAGGGAAGGAGCCCAACCCUGAGCAGGCAGAGCUCGGGGCAUGUGCCUGGCGCAGACCUCCUGGCCCUAAAGCUGUGCCUGCCUCCCCGAGCGUUUCUGCUGAGGAGCAAAGUCCUCUCCCAGGGAGAGAUGCUGGUGCCCGUGCGCCUGCUGCUGCUGCUGCUCCUCGGAGGCCCCUGGACCGGCCUCCCCCACCGACCCCACAAAGCCAAGCCCAUCCUCAGCAGCCUCAACAGUGCCCUGUCUGAGGCCACGAAGAGUCACCUGGGGGGCAUAGACCUGCUGGUCAGGAGGAGCUCCCACUACCUGCCCCACCAGGACCCACCCUCGGGAGAGGAGGAGGAGGAAUACAAGGAGAAAAGGACUUUGUCUGUGUCUGGAGGCAGGGGCAGUGCUGGGAGCCCCGGGCACAAAUCCCUGACCCAGGCACAGCUGAGAGGGAGGCUACCCCCAGACAAGGUGAAGGGUGAGCAACGCACCAAGUUCACGCUGUCUCUCGACGUCCCUACCAACAUCAUGAACAUCCUCUUCAACAUUGCCAAGGCCAAGAACCUGAGGGCCAAGGCGGCCGCCAACGCCCACCUGAUGGCACAGAUUGGGCGAAAGAAGUAG
Molecule: messenger RNA, 682 nt
Organism: Nycticebus coucang (slow loris)
Lineage: Eukaryota; Metazoa; Chordata; Mammalia; Primates; Lorisidae
Gene: UCN3
Product: urocortin 3
Exons: 2
Coding region: 200-682 (160 amino acids)
Biological process (GO): adenylate cyclase-activating G protein-coupled receptor signaling pathway; digestion; cellular response to nutrient levels
Cellular component (GO): extracellular region
Molecular function (GO): hormone activity; corticotropin-releasing hormone receptor 2 binding
Source: RefSeq, a predicted model, not a curated record